CACGAGUACAGCCUCCUACAAGCACAGACGCGAAAGCAGUCUUAGCACCAGGGCCAGCAUGAGCAGCGAGCACUCACGCGUACUUCCUUUGCCACAGCAGCAUUCACUACCGAUAUCAGCCUCAUCGCCCUUCCAACUCCAACGAACCACGACGAGGGAUUCAGUGAGACCGCGCUCGCAGAUUGCCAACGACAUAAUCUCACCGCCCAAUAUUCGCAUCGGCGGCGAGACGCGCACUUUGGGAAAUGGCGGUGUGUACUAUCCGGCAUUUGGCCAUCCGCGGUUCGCACUGGCCCAGCCGCGGCGCGUGGUCACUGUCAAUGGAAGCAUGCCUAUUCUCAACCAGCAAGAGCCGAUAAAGGAGGAGGAAACAAAACCUACUAAACGCAACUUUGUGCACCAAGAAAACGGGAGCAACAGCAGCAUCAGAAGCAGCAGUGCUGUUGCCAAGCAGGCAAACGGAUUGGCCGCUAUCAAGCCCAAGCGGCGCAGCAUGGCCAUAGGCAUCAGCUCCAUACUGCCCCCGCAGAGAAACUCGAUAGUCAGUAAUGGCAGCACCACAGGGAACAACAGCGGUCUGGGAGGCCCGCGCGCGCGACCAAUAAUCGGCCUCGGCGUGACCCUCAACCCAGCCGACGCCCUGGUAACACUCCAGCCGCGCCGCCGCAGACUCUCGCAGCCGCGUCUCCCAUCAACACCGCGGCCCGGCGCUGCACUCUCCCCAACUAGGCCAUCAAGCUACUCGGUAACCAUCUUGUCCCGGCGGCAGCUGCGGCUGAACAGCAGCAUCAAGAAAAAAAGCAGCUUGAACAACACCAUCAUGUUGCAGAACACGGCAGUCAGCAAGGGCGCCAACAACCUGCCGCUCGAGGAGAUCCUGGAAAAGGUCAGCUUGGACCAUUCAGUUGCAGACGGUGGCCGCUCGUUGAUGAGUCCUGAUGAAGUACAGCGAUCGCCGGUGUCGCUCAGCGACCCGCACGGGUCGCCGCGCUUUGCUGAUCCCGAGCUGGUCUCGACAGCUGACUUUAAGCGAAGCACCCCGGCGCUGCCGCCCGUGGCUGAAUUCAAAGAGGACUUUAUUGCAGGCGUCGUUCCGUCGGCUAUCUGCAUCGACAGCGACAACGAGGACGAUGAUAUUGGAAAUAUCAACGACCGGAUGCCUUCCCUGGACGAACUGCGCAGCAUUGUUACGCGCCACUCUGCCCUGCCCAGUCUGCGUGGUUCAAUGGAGCCGAAUGCCUGCAAGCAAUCCCUUAGGCCGCUGCCGGGCAGCAACCCAGACCAACCGGCACAAGCGAUGCAGCAGACGCAGCAGACACAGUAUGCGCUGGCGCCAGUGGAACUGUGCUGCCUCUUGUGCUUUGAACGCGUGCGGAUUCCUAAGAAACGCAGCCAGACAAUGCGAUGUCCCGGAUGCGCACACCCAUUGUCCCAGCUC
This is a messenger RNA of Kickxella alabastrina, 1438 nucleotides long. RefSeq lists its product as uncharacterized. The annotation marks the transcript as partial. The record is from RefSeq and is a predicted model, not a curated record. Lineage: Eukaryota; Fungi; Kickxellomycota; Kickxellomycetes; Kickxellales; Kickxellaceae. The transcript has 3 exons.